AUGGAUCAUGACGAGGAUCUUGAGGAGGUUCGCGAGCUAACUAGGGAGUACUGCAGAGACAUGAAGGGUGAAAAUCGACCUAUUAUUUUAUCACAUAAUAAGCUCCCCAAUUUAAUAGAGGACGAUGAAUUUGGUAAUAUAGGAGAUCCAGCUUGGGCCAUCUUCAUGGAAGACAGGGAGCAAAAUUUGAGUGUGAAAAACAAUGGUGGUAGCAGGACGUUUCACAAGAUGGAAGAGCUCAUCACUGAUUAUGAAAGUGGUGCUCUGCAUUCCGCUGAGGUGAAGCAGGCUCUUGAAGAAGCACUAAAGAAGAUUAUGAAGACUGUACGUGCCCACUUCGCCGGCAACAGUAAAGCCAAACAUCUUGCGAAAGCUAUGUGGGAGUACACGAUAUAA
This is a messenger RNA of Aegilops tauschii subsp. strangulata, 396 nucleotides long. NCBI's taxonomy places the organism in Eukaryota, Viridiplantae, Streptophyta, Magnoliopsida, Poales, Poaceae. The record is from RefSeq and is a predicted model, not a curated record.